AUGGGAUCCUCAUACUCCACGGCUUCUGGGUAUCUCAACCCUGUCCAAAAUGGAGCUUCAGCUUCCGAUGAAGAAUACAACACCUACUACCCAAGGAAGUCAGCAGAUGCCGUCGAGAGUUUCAACAUUCUCCGACAAAAGUUGCCGUCUGAACUCGUCCUAGAGAUUCUGGAAUUCGCAGAAUAUUGGGUAUUAUCUGCCGUCUACAGAGAAGACAGUAUGGACUAUACUGAAGACGACUGUCGCGAUCGAAUUCCAUAUUUGACAUCCGAGCCCAUUCAAGGCGAGCGAUUUCCCGUUCAAGAGAUAAGAAUCGACAUCUGGAGCCAUGACCAAGGAUGGAGCAGCUAUCGCGAAGAUCAUGGCUCAUUCAGAAACUCUUGGACAUGGUUCGAUCUAGGUAUAGAAAGACCACCGGGUCGAGAUGAUAUCUCCAAGGAUGAAAAUUUACGUCUGGCGACCAAUGUUCAUGCUAAACGCGAAACCGCGUGUCAUCGGAUUACCUAUCAGAGGGACCAGAAACUCCACUGGAUGCAAAAUCUUCAAGGGGGCGACCGGAUUUCGAUUAUCCCACGGGCGCGCUUUCCUGGCUGGAGGAAUACCGUGAAAAGAGCUUCCAUUGAGAUUUACACUACUCCUGUUCUGUGA
Messenger RNA from Penicillium robsamsonii, 648 nucleotides. RefSeq lists its product as uncharacterized. The transcript has a single exon. NCBI's taxonomy places the organism in Eukaryota, Fungi, Ascomycota, Eurotiomycetes, Eurotiales, Aspergillaceae. The coding region runs from base 1 to 648 and encodes 215 amino acids. The record is from RefSeq and is a predicted model, not a curated record.